Molecule: messenger RNA, 1930 nt
Organism: Heterocephalus glaber (naked mole-rat)
Lineage: Eukaryota; Metazoa; Chordata; Mammalia; Rodentia; Bathyergidae
Source: RefSeq, a predicted model, not a curated record
AUGGGACCUGAGGUCUGUGGGGCUCUCAAUGUCACUGUGUCCCCGGGACCUGUGGUUGACUACCUGGAGGGGGACAAUGCCAGUCUCCUGUGCCACGUGUCCCAGAAAAGGCUCAAGGACAGCCUGCUGGCUGUGCGCUGGUUUUUCGCUGGCACUGACAGCACGGAGGCCUUGAUGGUGAAGAUGACUAAGUUGCGGGCUGUGCAGUACUAUGGGAACUUCAGCCGAAGUGCACACCGCCGGAGGCUGCUGCUGCUGGAAGAGCAGCAUGGGGCUCUAUACAGGCUCUCAGUGUUGACACUGCGGCCAGCCGACCAGGGCCAGUAUGUCUGCCGUGUGCAGGAGAUCAGCAAGCACCGGAACAAGUGGACGGCCUGGUCCAACGGCUCCUCGGCCACGGAGAUGAGAGUGAUUUCCCUCAAAGCUUCGGAAGAGUCAUCUUUCAAGAAGAAAAAAGAGACCUGGGCAUUUUUUGAAGAUCUCUACAUGUACGCCGUCCUCGUGUGCUGUGUGGGCAUCCUCAGUGUCCUGCUGUUCACCCUGGUCAUCAUCUGCCAGUCUGUGUUCCACAAGAGGAAGUCCAGAGUGAGACAUUAUUUGGUGAAAUGUCCUCAGAACAGCUCUGGGGAGACUGUCACUAGCAUGACCAGUUUGGCCCCACUGCAGCCAAAGAAGGGCAAGAGGCGGAAGGAGAAGGUGGAUGUGCCCCCCGAAGUCCCCGCCAAAGCUCCCGUUGCUACCUCCUUCCACAGGCCAAAGCUCCUGAAGCCACAGAGGAAGGGUGCCCUGCCAAAGAUCACCGAGGAGAACUUGACCUAUGCCGAGCUGGAGCUGACCAAGCCGCCCCGGGCUGCCAAGGGCACCCCAACUAGCACUGUCUACGCUCAGAUCCUCUUUGAGGAGAACAAGCUGUAGGCCCCAGGUCCUGCAUCCCCACUGCCCAGUUAUUUAUGAAACCUCGGGGACACAGCCCCUCCUGUGGUUCUCUCCAUUGUGCCAGUGUGUGUUGGGGCCCCUUCCCAGUGGCACUCCUGGUCCCACCACAUCAGAGUGACUCUGCCCUCCUCAAGGACAGGUAGCUCUACGCCCCAGCCCCAGGCCGAGGACGCUGCCUGAGUGUACCUGGGAACACUGUCUGCUGAGCCAUCCCAUCACAUCUCCUCCUCCUCUCCUGGAUUUUAAUUUGUUAAAAUCUUUUUCUAAAUCUUAAUUUUAACCUUCCACACUGCCAGUAUACGUGAUACCAAGCUACAGGAAAUGCCAUUAUAAGCCACAGCAUGAGACAAUAGAUACAUAGUAAUUGGCUUUCAGAGACCCAAAUGGCAUCAUCAGAGCACCCCGGGCCCAGCAAGCCAAAGAUGGCAGCAGCUACUUCGAUGGCAUCCAUUGUUUAAAAUAGAUGUGCUGAUCCUAGUAAGUAUGGAGGGGCCAUGGGCGAAUCUGAGGUCUCAGAGAACUCUGUACCUGCCAGCCUACGACAAUCCAGAGGCCACAGGCCAAGUUCACCUUUCUGAAGGCCUCACCAGGGAGUUUGCCACCAAUGGACUGUGGAGCAAGCGGCCUUGCCAAAAUGUGCCACACUGUCUUCUCCUUCCGGUCUCCACUGUGGGAAAGCGAAGUCUUCCCCCAGGUCCCCUCAAGGAAGGAGCAAAGGACACACACACCACCCUGGAGCCUGUGUCUCAAGGGCCCUUCUCUUGCCAUGCGCCUUGCCCGCCUCCACCUCGUCUGUGAACUCAAAUGGGGUUGGACAGGUGCAGGGCUGCGUGGCCUUGCCAUGCAUACGGGAGCUGGGACUGGUUGAGCGCCAUCCCUUCUGCACAUGGUGCUGGUCCCUACUGUUCUGUCUGUGAGUGUACUCUGGGUGGCCAUAGCCUGCACACACACUAUAUAUAGAAAUGAUUUGUCUAUGUAGUAUGCCGUAUAUAUG